Molecule: messenger RNA, 1954 nt
Organism: Notolabrus celidotus (New Zealand spotty)
Lineage: Eukaryota; Metazoa; Chordata; Actinopteri; Labriformes; Labridae
Gene: lrrc47
Product: leucine rich repeat containing 47
Exons: 7
Coding region: 56-1717 (553 amino acids)
Biological process (GO): phenylalanyl-tRNA aminoacylation
Molecular function (GO): phenylalanine-tRNA ligase activity; protein binding; RNA binding
Source: RefSeq, a predicted model, not a curated record
UGGUCGUGCCCGUCAUUCUCUUCAUUGACAGCUGGUAUCUAGCGUGUGUAGCAGCAUGGAUGACUUGGAGAAAUGGCCAGAAAUAGAAAAAGCAGCGGCAGGAAAGCGACGUGAACUGGUCUUACAGGGUCCACCUGUAGACGAGCGUAUCUCCUCUGAUGGAGGACUCAGUCCGGCCAUCUACACCCUCACCCUGCUCAAUUAUCUAGAGGUGAGCCAGUGUCCAAGUUUAACAGAGAUCCACGAGGACAUCCAACAACUGACAAACCUCCAGAGCCUCAUCCUGUGCAGGAACAAGCUCGCCUCCGUUCCUGAUGUUGUCGGAAACCUCAAGUCCCUUAAGGUCCUGGACCUCUCAGUCAAUAACCUCGGGGUUUUGCCAAAAGGGAUCUGUGAGCUGAAAGAGCUGAACACCCUCAAUGUAAGCUGUAACAAUCUGGAGACCCUACCAGAGGGACUGAUCCAGUGCACCAAGCUCUCCAACAUCAACAUCUCGAAGAACCGCAUCACUGGAUUCCCCUCUGACUUCUACUCCGAGAAGCUGGACCUGCUCAGCACCCUGGUGGCCUCUGAUAACAACAUAGAUCAGCUGAGUGGGGGUGUUCUGAAGCUAACUGCGCUAAAGGUGCUGGAUCUCUCCAACAACAAGCUGAGCGAGAUCCCCUCCGAGCUGGGCGACUGUUCCAAGCUAAAGGAGAUCAACUUCAAAGGGAACAAACUGAGCGACAAACGUCUGGAGAAGAUGGUCAACGGCUGUCAGACCAAGUCCAUCCUCGACUACCUGAGGGCGAAAGGAAGAGAUGGAGGGGAUGCCGACAAGGGGCGCAUGGCAGACAAGGGGAAACGGCAGCAGAGGAAGAAGAAGGAGAAGGUGGCAGAUGAGCAGGAUGAGAUGGAGGAACUGAAUAAGAUGGUGGUGAGGGUCCUCCAUUUGACAGAUGCUCCUGAAACUCUCACAGUGCGAGUGAGCGCGGAGGUGAAAGAUGUUCGACCGUACCUGGUGUGCUGCAUGGUCAGAGGCAUGAUCCUGAAGCCUGGGAACUCUCUCAAACGGUUCCUGGUAGCUCAGACGAAGCUUCAUGAUGACUUGUGCGGUAGAAGGACCAUCGCAACCAUCGCAACUCAUGAUGCUCAGCUUCUCAGAGCUCCCCUGACAUAUGAUGUCAAAGUGCCCACCCAGCUAAAGAUCACAUCUCUGGGCCGGAAGGAGAUGUCGGCCGUGGAGCUGAUUAGACACCUUCAGCUGGAGGCCGAUGAGCUGAGAAAGCAUAAGAAGAGGCAGAACGUCACCGGACUCCACAAAUACCUUCAGAUUCUGCAGGGAAAGUCUCUGUAUCCAUGCCUUGUCGACGCAGAGGGGCAUGUGAUCUCAUUCCCACCUAUUACCAACAGUGAGAAAACCAAGAUCAAGAAGACAACCAAAGAGUUGUUCUUGGAGGUGACGAGUGCAACCAGCCUGCAGACGUGCAAAGACAUCAUGGACGCCCUCAUAGUGAAAAUGGCCGAACUGAACAAGUUCACAGCGGAGCAUAAGGACGAGGCGGGAUCAGACGGGGAAGGAGAUGGCCCACAAGAAUCUGUGGCCAGCUCUGAGACCUCCAGUGAACUCAUCGUCCAGCAGGUUCGAACAGUUGACCAGGAAGGGAACCUGAAGGUGGUCUACCCGUCAAAGACCGACCUCUCCAAAGAUCUCAGCAACGUGACUGUAAUUUGGUAGACGCUCAGCAGAGAAGCUUUUAUUUUUACACUUACACUCACGAGCUACAUGAAGUAACCAAUAAAACUAAAUGUUUACAUGCAAUAAAAUCACAUCCAUUUAUUCCAGGGAACACGGACAUGUGAUUAUAACACCCAGCAGCCGUUUGAUUUUUAUUUACAAUAAGUGUUGUAUGAAUGUUGACAUUUAUUGCUAAUAUUGUACUUAAAAUAAAUUCUUUGGUCCUUUGUGUCCUGA